AUGCUUGUAUUUCCGGGCGAUGUGGUAAAAGACGUUAAGUCGGUCAAGGGGGUGACAGUUCUGGGCCCCGGGGUCGCGCCGGACGGCAGCACCGUGCGCGUGACCCGCGCGGGCCGCCUCCACGCCAAGCCCCCUAACACCUACUGGGUGGAGCACGACCAGAAGCGCUACGUGCCCAAACGUGGGGACUUGGUCGUGGGCAUAGUGGUGAAAAAAUCGGGCGAUUUGCUCAAAAUCGACAUUGGGGGCAGUGAGCCCGCGUCGCUGUCCAUGUUGGCGUUCGAGGGGGCCACCAAGAAGCAAAAGCCCGACUUGCAAGUCGGCGACUUGGUCUACGGCCGGCUGCUGAACGCGCAUAAGGAGAUGGAGCCCGAGUUGGUGUGCGUUGACUCGUAUUUCAAGGCGGGGAAGUUGGGGCCGCUGUCAAAUGAGGGGUUUUUGGUGACGGUUAGUUUGGGGCUGGUGUGGCGGUUGCUGGAGGCCGAGAACCCCAUUCUGGAGGCGGUGGGGAAGGCGGCCCCCUUCGAGAUCGCCGUGGGGAUGAACGGCAGGGUUUGGGUCAAUGGGAGGAGUGUCAAAGACGUUUUGAACGUGGUUAGGUGUCUCGAGGUGGCUGAGAGGCACGACGAUAGAACUGUGCUUGAUUUUUGUAAACAGUUGAAAUAAAUUUUUUAAUUUG
Tribolium castaneum (red flour beetle) is the source of this 679-nucleotide messenger RNA. It is a transcript of the gene Rrp40, whose product is annotated as Ribosomal RNA processing 40. The coding region runs from base 1 to 666 and encodes 221 amino acids. Lineage: Eukaryota; Metazoa; Arthropoda; Insecta; Coleoptera; Tenebrionidae. The record is from RefSeq and is a predicted model, not a curated record. The transcript has a single exon. Gene Ontology annotation, biological process: exonucleolytic trimming to generate mature 3'-end of 5.8S rRNA from tricistronic rRNA transcript (SSU-rRNA, 5.8S rRNA, LSU-rRNA); TRAMP-dependent tRNA surveillance pathway; poly(A)-dependent snoRNA 3'-end processing. Gene Ontology annotation, molecular function: RNA binding. Gene Ontology annotation, cellular component: cytoplasmic exosome (RNase complex); nuclear exosome (RNase complex).